This is a messenger RNA of Helianthus annuus (common sunflower), 906 nucleotides long. RefSeq names its product dof zinc finger protein DOF3.4. The transcript has a single exon. Gene Ontology annotation, biological process: regulation of DNA-templated transcription. The record is from RefSeq and is a predicted model, not a curated record. Bases 110 to 724 code for a protein of 204 amino acids. Gene Ontology annotation, molecular function: DNA binding; DNA-binding transcription factor activity. Lineage: Eukaryota; Viridiplantae; Streptophyta; Magnoliopsida; Asterales; Asteraceae.
CCUUUCUCUCUCCUCCCCUCCUUAAAUAAAACCCACACAAACCCACCACAACCAAACCAAACCACUUCCAAUUCCACUCUACUCUACAAUACAACAACCCACUUCCACAAUGCCAUCCGACUCCUGCGACAACCGCCGCACCACCACCGGAUGUCCACCACCCGAUCAACCCGAACACCUCCCCUGCCCACGCUGCGACUCCACCAACACCAAAUUCUGCUACUACAACAACUACAACUUCUCCCAGCCCCGUCACUUCUGCAAGGCCUGCCGCCGCUACUGGACCCACGGCGGCACCCUCCGCGACAUCCCCAUCGGCGGCGGCAGCCGCAAAAACGCCAAACGUUCCCGUCUCACCACCACCACCACCACUUUCAACAACUCCAACACUUCCAUUCUUGAAUAUCGCCACAUGGCCCCACCCACCGCCACCCCGAUCUUGUUCCCGUUCGCCGGAGAACAAGGGUUGCAUUAUGGGAAACCUGUGAGUGUGUGCGAUAGUUUUACGUCGUUGUUGAAUGGUGCUAAUGGGCCUGGGUUGUUUGGGCUUGGAGUUGGUGGGCUUGAGGAUGGGGGUUUUGGGUUUGGAAGGGGGGUGUGGGGGUUUUCCGGUGUUGGAGAUGGUGGGAAUAUGUGGCAGUUGGAGGGUGGAGAUGGUGGUCAUGGUGGUGGGGAGUGUUUGAGUUUGCCGGAUCUUGCUAUUUCUACACCGGGAAUGAUAUGAAGAUGAUUUAGAAGUUAGAACUAAUUAGAAGUGAUAGUGUAGAAAUGUUAAUGUGGUCUGUUUGUAUUAGAUUACUUACUGUUUGUUUGUUUGUUUUAGUACGAGAAACAAAGAAGUUUUUAAGACUUGUGUCUUUUCUUAUUAUGUCAAUGGUCAAAGUUUAUUUUCGGUUUCAAAUUUAA